AUGGAUAGAGAACGAGAAUUUACGAGGGGACGAGAAGAAAAGCCGAGAGAAAAAAAAAGGAGUGAAAACAAAAGGAAAAGGACGAAACGAUAUAAAGAAAAGUGGUCUGUAUUUCUUUCAUUCCUCUUUUCGUUCUUUUCUUUCUUUUUCUUAUUUCUUUCUUUCCAUAUCUUUCUUUUUUUUCACUCUUUCUUUCCAACUUAUUCUUUCCUUGUUAAUCUUCCUUUCUCCUUUCCUUCUUUCUAUCUUUCUUUCUUUCUUUUCCUUCCUUCCUUCUUUCCUGCCUGCUUGCCUUCCUUCCUUCCUAUCUUCCUUCCUUCCUUCCUUCCUUUUCUUUCUUCCUUCCUUCCUUCCUUCCUGCUUGCCUUCCUCCCUCCCUUCCUUCUUGCCUGCUUGCUUUCCUUCCUUCCUCCUUUCCUUCCUUCCUACCUGCUUGCUUUCCUUCCUUCCUAUCUUCCUCCCUUCCUUCCCUCUUUCCUUUCUUCCUUCCAUCCCUUUUUCCUUCCUUCCUAUCUUCCUUCCUUCCUGCUUGCCUUCCUUCCUUCCCUCUUUCCUUCCUUCCUUCCUCCCAUCCUCCAUCCCUCCCUUCCUUCCUGCCUGCUUGCCUUCCUUCCUUCUUUCCCUUUUUCUUUCCUUCCUUCCUUCCUUCUCUCCUUUCCUCCCUUCCUUCCUUUUCUCUUCUUUUUCCUCCCUCCUUCCUUCCUUCCUUCCUUUUCUCUCCUUUCCUCCCUUUCUUCCUAUCUUCCUUCCUUCCUUCCUUCCCUUCUUUCCUUCCUUUCUUUCCUUUCUUCCUUCCUGCUUGCCUUCCUUCCUUCCUGCCUGCUUGCAUUCCUUCCUUCCUUCCCUCUUUCCUUCCUCUCUCCUUUCCUCCCCUUCCUUCCUUCAUCCCUCCUCUUUCUUUCUUUCCUUCCUUCCUUCCUUCCUUCUUCUCUCCUUUUCCAUUCCUUCCUUCCUCCCUCCCUAUUUUUCUUUUCCUUCCUUCCUUCCUCUCUCCUUUCCUCCAUUCCUUCCUUCCUCCCCUCCCUCUUUUCUUUCCUUCCUUCCUUCCUUCUCUCUCCUUUCCUCCAUUCCUUCCUUCCUUCCUCUUUCCUUCCUUCUUUUUCUUUCUUUUCUUCCUUCCUACUUGCCUUCCUUCCUCCCUUCCUUCCUUCCUUCCUUCCUUCCUUCCUUCCUUCCUUCCUUCCUUCCUUCCUUCCUUCCUUCCAGCCUGCUUGCCUUCCUUCCUUCCUUCUUUCCUUCCUUCCUUCCCCAGUUCUUCAUUUUUUCCGAUUCCAUAUCUUUAGUCGCCACUAA
Messenger RNA from Acanthosepion pharaonis, 1293 nucleotides. The record is from the annotation of a GenBank genome assembly. Lineage: Eukaryota; Metazoa; Mollusca; Cephalopoda; Sepiida; Sepiidae.